Brachypodium distachyon (stiff brome) is the source of this 1554-nucleotide messenger RNA. Its product is annotated as UDP-glucuronic acid decarboxylase 6. The coding region runs from base 208 to 1251 and encodes 347 amino acids. Gene Ontology annotation, molecular function: NAD+ binding; UDP-glucuronate decarboxylase activity. Gene Ontology annotation, cellular component: cytoplasm. Gene Ontology annotation, biological process: D-xylose metabolic process. Lineage: Eukaryota; Viridiplantae; Streptophyta; Magnoliopsida; Poales; Poaceae. The record is from RefSeq and is a predicted model, not a curated record. The transcript has 13 exons.
UGGUAGCAGUCGGUGUGUGUCUUGUGUGUGUUGGCAGCGUGGGGGGAAGGGAAGGGAAGCGCUUAUAAAUACGGUUCAGAUCUGGGAGGGGUUUCCUCGUCGUCUGCCCGGUCUAAUCCGAUUCAAACGCAUCGCUUCCUCGUGUCCAAACUAAGCCCGAAUCCUCCCAGCGGCCAGCGCCACCGCCGCCCCCUGGUGUUGGACGCGAUGGCGCAGAAGGAGGCCAAUGGCAACGGCGCCACCACACGCCCGCCGCCGACGCCCUCACCGCUCCGCUUCUCCAAGUUCUUCCAGGCCAACAUGCGGAUCCUGGUCACCGGCGGAGCUGGGUUCAUCGGCUCGCACCUCGUCGACAAGCUCAUGGAGAACGAGAAGAACGAGGUCAUUGUUGCUGAUAACUUCUUCACUGGUUCAAAAGACAACCUGAAGAAGUGGAUCGGUCACCCAAGAUUUGAGCUCAUCCGUCAUGAUGUCACGGAACCACUGCUGUUGGAGGUUGAUCAGAUCUAUCACCUUGCUUGCCCGGCUUCACCAAUCUUCUACAAGCACAACCCUGUGAAGACUAUCAAGACAAAUGUUAUUGGAACCUUGAACAUGCUUGGACUUGCAAAGAGAGUUGGUGCUAGAAUUUUGUUGACUUCGACCUCUGAAGUUUAUGGUGAUCCUCUGGAGCACCCUCAGACCGAGGCCUACUGGGGCAAUGUUAACCCAAUUGGAGUUAGGAGCUGCUACGAUGAGGGUAAGCGGGUAGCCGAGACACUGAUGUUUGACUACCACAGGCAGCAUGGCAUUGAGAUCCGUAUUGCCAGGAUUUUCAACACCUAUGGACCUAGGAUGAACAUUGAUGAUGGGCGUGUUGUUAGUAACUUCAUUGCUCAGGCCAUACGUGGUGAAGCCCUGACUGUCCAGAAGCCAGGAACACAGACUAGGAGCUUCUGCUAUGUUGCUGAUAUGGUUAAUGGUCUUAUGAAGUUGAUGAAUGGAGACAACACUGGACCGAUUAACAUUGGAAACCCUGGUGAAUUUACCAUGUUGGAACUUGCCGAGAAUGUGAAGGAGUUGAUCAACCCAGAAGUAACAGUAACUAUGACUGAGAACACUCCUGAUGACCCUCGCCAGAGGAAGCCAGACAUCACAAAGGCCAAGGAGGUUCUUGACUGGGAGCCCAAGGUCGUCCUGCGUGACGGCUUGGUGCUCAUGGAAGAUGAUUUCCGGGAGCGCCUGGCAGUGCCCAAGAAGAGCAAGGCCUAAGUUUCGCCCCUUGGUAUUUGGCGAACAAUAUCACCAGGAGCAUACUCAUACAUGGGUGGGUUCACCAUGAUUCGUUGUUGCCGUGUUACGGAAUUUGAGUUCCAAUAAACCAAUUACACCUUCUUCGAUCACUUGAAAGAUUGUAUUAUUAGAAACUUUAUUCAUACGGGGCUGGCUGUUUGUAUUACUGCCGCUUUUGCGGAACCUGUGUUCCUUAUGUUUGUAGCCUAUGCACUUCCCUAAAUUGAUUAUAGCAAUGUUAAUGCCAUUUUGAGCUUGUUAUUAAAAUUCUUUUGCUGCUGA